This is a messenger RNA of Osmerus eperlanus (European smelt), 2971 nucleotides long. RefSeq names its product neuronal acetylcholine receptor subunit alpha-7-like. Lineage: Eukaryota; Metazoa; Chordata; Actinopteri; Osmeriformes; Osmeridae. The transcript is spliced from 10 exons. Gene Ontology annotation, molecular function: acetylcholine receptor activity; acetylcholine-gated monoatomic cation-selective channel activity; acetylcholine binding. The coding region runs from base 394 to 2280 and encodes 628 amino acids. Gene Ontology annotation, biological process: regulation of membrane potential; signal transduction; nervous system process. The record is from RefSeq and is a predicted model, not a curated record. Gene Ontology annotation, cellular component: plasma membrane; neuron projection; synapse.
UGUUGUGGAGCAGUAACAGGGGGAAUGAAAGAGAGGAGGGGGCUGGAGGUUUAUGUGACGAGCGAGUGCUACGAUGUGGAAGUUGCUGUGUGUGCUGCGGCAUCUCUUCCAUUCUGUCUUCCUGCGUGGAAAAGAGGGAUCUAUGCGCUUCGUCAAACCCUUCCUCCGUGUCUCUCUCUCUCUCUCAUGUCUUUUCUGCUUCCCCACGCCCAUACGUGAUGUGUUGUUCUCCGUCUAAACAUCUUUGCUCCUCUUCUCGUCUGAUUCUCAUUCUCGUGUUGCUGCUUGACUUGCUGUGAACCCUCCCCCCUCUCUCUUCCCCUCUCAUCCUUCACUCUCUGUCCCUGGCUGGGAUCCCCUCUAUCUCUCUCUACUCAUGUGGAAGAGCACAGCAUGAGAGGGAAAGUGGCUCUAUGUUUGGUUGGACUGGCAGCCCUGCUUCACAUAUCAGAGCAGGGGCCACACCAGCGCUAUCUACUGAGAGAGCUGCUGAAGGACUAUAACCCGAUGGAGAGACCAGUGGCUAACGACUCCCUACCUCUCACUGUCCGAUUCUCCUUCACUCUCAUACAGGUCAUGGAUGUGGAUGAGAAGAAUCAGAUUCUGACCACCAAUGCUUGGCUUCAGAUGCACUGGUUUGACCACUACCUCCAGUGGAACCAGUCAGAGUACCCUGGUGUGAAGAACCUGCGCUUCACUACAGACCAGGUCUGGACACCUGAUAUACUGUUGUACAACAGUGCUCACGAUAAGUUUGAUGCCACCUUUAAGACCAAUGUACUCGUCAACUCCAGUGGGUUCUGUGAGUAUUUACCACCAGGGAUCUUCACCAGCACGUGCAAUGUGGACGUACGUUGGUUUCCAUUUGACAUCCAACACUGUGAGCUGAAGUUUGGCUCCUGGACUUUUGACGGUUGGCUGCUUGACCUCCAGAUGAAAGAGGCUGACGUGUCUGGAUACAUGACCAACGGGGAGUGGGACCUGUUGGGGGUUCCUGGGGGAAGGAGCGAGCAGUUUUACGAGUGUUGCGCGGAGCCCUACCCCGACGUGACCUUUGUGGUGACCCUGCGUCGGAGGACCCUGUACUACGCCCUCAACCUGCUCAUCCCCUGUGUGCUUCUGUCCUGCAUGACCCUGCUGUGCUUCCUCCUGCCAGCCAGCUCUGGGGAGAAGAUCAGCCUGGGCAUCACUGUGCUCUUGUCUCUCACUGUCUUCAUGCUGCUGGUGGCAGAGAUCAUGCCAGCCACUUCAGACUCCAUACCGCUGAUAGGUCAGUAUUUUGCCAGUACCAUGGUGAUUGUUGGGAUGUCGGUGGUCGCCACGGUGAUCGUUCUUCAGUACCAUCACCAUGACCCCAACACUGGGAACAUGCCCCAGUGGGUACAGCUAGUUCUCCUCCAGUGGGUUCCCUGGUUCUUGCGGAUGAAACGUCCGGGUGACGGAGCAGAUCUCACGGAGCUCCUGAACCCGUCCAGCUCCCAGAGCAAGACCCUGUCCUCCUCCUCCCCCACCACCACCAGCACCACCCCCGCCCCCUCCGUCCUGCCCCAGAGCCUCACCUCCCUGCAGGCGAGCCUGGCUCAGCUCAGCCACCCCGUGCCACACUCACACCCCAACCCCAAUCUGCACCCUAGUCCUAAUCACCCCAACCUACACCCAAACCCAGACCAGAACCUUCCACCAAACCCUAACCCUAAUUCCCUUCCACAACCCAAUGGCCAUCUGCCCUAUAUGGGCUUUCAGUCUUUCCAGAGUCCUCCGGAUCUGGAACCAGUCCAGAGAGCUAGAACCACUAGUCGGGGCAGAGGAGCAGGAGGAGGAGCAGGAGGAGGAGCAGGAGCAGGAGGAGGAGCUGGAGGAGGAGGAUCUGACAGCUCCCCUACCAAUCCCCACCCCUGCUCUACCAGAUUUGGGAGCCCUCCUCCCCAGCCCCCCUCCUCACCUGAUCCCGAUCCUUCUAAUUCAGCCUCAGGCCACACUGUCCUGGAGGCCGGGACCGGAGCAGGGGGAACGGGUGCUAGUCAUGCCCAGGCGGGGGUGCUCCAGGGUGGGGUGGCUGACGCCCAGCUACAGGCCCUCCUGGCGGAGGUGCAGUACAUGGUGGAGAGGCUUCGCGAGCAGGACCGCAGGGUGAGUGUGGCAGAACAGUGGCAGUUUGCUGCAGCGGUCAUAGACCGCCUGUGUCUGGUUGGUUUCAGUGUGUUCAACAUCAUCUGCACCAUUGCCAUCCUCAUGGCUGCGCCCAACUUUGCAGAAGCCGCGUCCAAAGAUUUCUUCUGAAAGGGAAGGAGGGAAGAGAGACCAAAGGGGGGGGGGAGAAGGAAGGAAGGAAGGAAGUGUUCGUGGAUGAUGAAGAGAGACCACACUUGUCUUCUACACAAAACUGCUAAAGUUGAGAAGGGAACAUUUGACAUUCAUCUUUCACUGGAUCUGAAUGGCGGACAUUUUGGAUUUCUACAGUACGGUCCCAACAUGUGACGGUGUGAGUAGGUGAUGAUGGACUGUACUUGAAGAGACCGGACAUUUUUAGUCUCUGUGUAGUUUUGGGUGAAGUUUCCUGCACGUACAUCAAUCAAAGUGAGGUUUGGUGGUUAAAACAUUAUGUUCCAAUUUCCUAACGUGUUUAAGGAGCCGGCUUGAAGCCAAUCCAAGUGCUUACUAAGGCUUUCCUCUGUCUUCAUUUGUGCCCAGUUUGGCUGAUGUAGGAGUUAAGUGUCCAAUACUUCAACGAUAAUGAUGCUAUCGUGUUGUGGUCGUGUGCUAAUGGAUGAAAUGUGAACUGGAGGAUAAGAGAGGAACUGAGGGAAGACUGAACACAAAUAGCAUCAAGCUCUGUGGUGUGCACACACACAUUUCUGAUCUCCCUCUCUUUUGAAAUGCAUCUUUAAAUAGAUGUACUAGAACCAGUUUGUGGAUGCAUAAGGGAUAGACAGUACUGUGAGGAUUCCAUUCCUAAAUAAAAUAUGUCUCC